AUGGACAAUUUCCUGCUGGCUGUGAUGGCCUAUGACCGGUAUGUGGCCAUAUGCCACCCCUUACACUACACAACAAAGAUGACCCAUCAGCUCUGUGUCCUCAUGGUGGCUGGAUCAUGGGUGGUAUCCAGCAUGAAUGCUCUGUUGCACACCCUGCUCAUGGCUAGACUCUCAUUCUGUGCAGACAACAUCAUCCCCCACUUUUUCUGUGACACGCCUCCCCUCCUGAAACUCUCCUGCUCAGACACACACCUCAAUAAGCUGAUGAUUCUCUAUGUUGCAGGGCUGUUAAUGAUCACCCCAUUUGUUUGCAUCCUUGUGUCUUAUGUCCUUAUUGCUUGUGCUCUCCUGAGAGUCUCAUCCACGAGGGGAAGAUGGAAAGCCUUCUCCACCUGCAGCUCCCACCUGGCUGUGGUUGGCCUCUUCUAUGGCACCAUCAUAUCCCUGUAUUUCAAUCCUUUCUCCUCCUCCUCACAUUCAGCUGGGAGUGACAUGGCAGCUGCCAUGAUGUACACAGUGGUGACCCCCAUGCUGAACCCUUUCAUCUACAGCCUGAGAAACAAGGACAUGAAAGGAGCUUUAAGGAAAGUGCUUACCAUGAAAUAUUUAUCUAUUCAGAAAUGUUAA
Molecule: messenger RNA, 627 nt
Organism: Peromyscus maniculatus bairdii (prairie deer mouse)
Lineage: Eukaryota; Metazoa; Chordata; Mammalia; Rodentia; Cricetidae
Source: RefSeq, a predicted model, not a curated record